Messenger RNA from Ailuropoda melanoleuca (giant panda), 4667 nucleotides. RefSeq names its product scaffold protein involved in DNA repair (gene SPIDR). Lineage: Eukaryota; Metazoa; Chordata; Mammalia; Carnivora; Ursidae. The coding region runs from base 204 to 3059 and encodes 951 amino acids. Gene Ontology annotation, biological process: regulation of establishment of protein localization to chromosome; double-strand break repair via homologous recombination. The transcript has 23 exons. The record is from RefSeq and is a predicted model, not a curated record. Gene Ontology annotation, cellular component: nuclear chromosome; nucleoplasm.
GGCGCCUUGAGUAGGAGGCGCGCCUUUGGGGACUCUGAGAGCGCGGGCAGAGGCGGUGUGCCUAGAGAUGCCCCGCAGCAGUAGCUGUAGUGGCCGGAAGAUGCAGAAGCUGUGUCUUGAGAAAAUCACUAACCUGGCUUAGUGUUAAUGUGGCCAACAAGUAGCACAGGUCAUUGAGAGCAUUCUGACUGCACAACCUGAACAUGUGGUCUAGAAAAAGAAAUUGGGAUGUAGAAUACCCAUCCUUUCCAAGAGGGAGUUCACUGAAAUUCGGAAGAGCAAGUCUCAGGACAGUGGGGGCAACUGCUUCCCUCUCUGAAGCAUGGCUCAGAUGUGGAGAAGGAUUUCAGGACACUUCUGGGACUCUGUCAUUAACAGCUGAAAAGAAGAUUGUUACAGAAAAGCACCUCGAAUUAUCCCCUAGACCCAAGAAAGAAACUACUGCAUCUAAGAGUACCAGUGAGCUUAUAGAUAUAACAUGGAGUUCCAGUGAAAGUGAUCUGUCAGAAGAGGAUAGAACACUUUUUAAACCACAGAGACAUAAUGGACACGGUUCUAGAAUAGACAGGUUUUGUAACAGGAACAGGAAUAUUUUAUGUCCGGAAGAUGGGGCCAGUGAAGAUGAACUGCAGUUUAUUGACUGGGAGAUUGACAGUGACAGGGAAGAUACUAGUGAGUAUAAUGAAUUUGAAGACAGUGAGAGUGUUGUGGAAAUAUCAGACUGUGCUUCUUGUUCAAGCAAUCAUUCUUCGACUAGUGAAGAGAAGAGGCUCUCUGAGCUUGUGAAGAGCUCUACAGAAAUUUCGGAAUAUUCAUCAGAUAGUGAAAAGGAAGAUGACUCAGAGAAUGUCGUGUUCAUUGAUUCAGAAUCCUCUCCCAAAUACCACAUGGAUUUUGGAUUUCAUGAUAGACAGAUGAUGGAGAGACCUAUAAAGGAGAGGGUGAAAUCUGCAGAGACUGUUUUGAACACACCUCAGAAACAGACGUUUCCCAGCACUCCAGGAGCAUCAGUAAACAAGAAGAAGCUUCUAAGGGGCAGGCUAGCAGAAAGACUAAAUGGCCUGCAGAAUCGAGAGAGAUCGGCCAUUUCUUUGUGGAGACAUCAGUGUGUUUCUUACCAAAAGACACUUUCAGGUGGAAAAUCUGGUGCAUUAAUUGUGAAAAUUCUAGAGCUGCAUGAGGAAUGCACCAUCCAAGUUGCCAUGUGUGAGCAUUUAGCAGGGCUGCAGGCCAACAGCCCUUCUCGAGGUAAAGCCCCCAGGACUGGCCUGAAGGUUCUGUUCACCAAGGAGACUGCUCGCCACCUCAGGGGACAUCCCCAGGACAUCAUCCAUAUCUACCCUCCCUGGCAAAAGCUUAUUAUCCCAAAUGGAAGUUGCCCUGUUAUUCUGAAUACUUAUUUUUGUCAGAAAGUUGUUGCCAAAGAAGAUUCAAAAAGAAUACAUGAAGUGCACUGUUGGGACACAUCCCUUCCAAGAAGAAGUAUCAGUUUGGCUCAAAUAUUUAGACUGAAGAAUCUAACAAAUAAAUCACCUGAAAGCCAGGUUAUGUGUAGUGGUCUCACUACCAUGAGGACAGACUGCAACCACGGACAUGAGGAAGCCAAACAGUGCUUCCCAGCCCAAGCUCCCCUGACGCAUUCUCUUCUGGAUGCAGUGGAAAGCCAGGGAGCUGCCACAUGGUCAGGAGUUGGGGUCCGAGUGGUGGUACAGAGAGUUUACUACCUUCCCUGCGGAUAUCAGCAGGGAGUUGGUUCAGCUGCUCUACUUGGCUCAGACCCACCUAGAGUUCGAUUCAUUUUCUGCUUUAUCUCUGAAGAUUCAAUUCAACAGAUUUACUUGAGUACCUUCUUUAGAGUCUGCCUUCUCGUGCAAGAUGCCUAUGGAAUGUUCAGUGAAGUACACUCUGAGGGUGCCAUCUUGAAGGACCAACAGUUGGAAGGGAAGUCCUGCAGCCUUAUGGGAAUGAAGGUUCUACAGAAGGCCACCAGAGGAAGGACAGCAGGGCUUUUCAGUUUGAUCGAUACAAUGUGGCCUCCAGUGAUGCCUCUGAAAGCCCCUGGCCAUGGCCGAGCCUGUGAAGUGCAGGUAGAAACUCAUGUGCCUCCUCCUAGCUUCUGUUACAUCCUCACAGCUCAUCCAAAUGUGGGGCAAAUUGAUAUAAUUGAAGACCCCAUCUGUAAGCUUUACCAGCCUCCAGUUCCCCGCUUCCUAAGAGAAAUUGUCCAGACUAAUGAUCUUAGUACCCGUUGCAGUUUCUAUGCCAGAGUGAUUUAUCAAAGACCACAGCAAAGGGAGAUUUGGCUGAUGGUGACUGAUGUCACCCUGCAGAUGCAGGAUGAGAAUAACUCUGGUCUCCCCAAAACCGUGACAGUCUGUGUGGCCCCCUCAUGUGUGUUGAGCCAGGAAGUCCUGGAAGCGCUCACUGGGGCUGUCUCUCACAGCUUUCUCUUCAGGGACACUCUCCGAGCCCAGGGUCGGAUUGUUUGUGUUGAACGAAGUGUCCUCUUGCUUCAAAAGCCCCUUUUGGGUAUGGACUCCAGUGCUCGCUCCUGUGAACUGACUGGCCCUGUGAAGCUCAAUGAACUGGAUUCUGUCACUCAGGUCAACUCCAUUUGCAGCAUUCAAGCCGUCCUGACAGGCACUGUGGUUGGUGUGGAUGGCAGCACUGCUUUCUCAUGGCCCACUUGUGACCUGUGUGGCAAUGAGAGAUUGGAACAGAGCCCAGGAGACAGAGGCACCUUUUCCUGUGGGGACUGCUCCCGUGUGGUCACCUCUCCUCUUCUCAGAAGGCAUCUGCAGGUGUUCCUGGACUGUCCCUCUCGACCCCAGUGCACAGUGAGGGUCAAGCUGUCCCAGACCAGUAUUUCUUCACUCCUGAGGUUUGCCGCCUGCGAGGAUGGGAGUUAUGAAGUGAAGAGUGUCCUCGGAAAGGAGGUGGGGUUGUUGAAUUGUUUUGUCCGGUCUGUAACCACCCACCCAGCUAGCUGCGUUGGAUUGGAGGAAAUUGAGCUCCUGAGUGCAGGAAGAGCCUCUUCGGAACAAUGCCGGUUGCCAUAGGAUCUGUGAACUUUGCGAUGCAGUCACAAUGGUGGUGGAGGUGGUGGUGGCUUGGGGUAGUUAUUUGUUAACUAUGGGCAGAGCAAAUGUAUUGUAUGAUCUUGAAAUGGAACUUGGAUUUUUCUGGGGCAAACGUUAGUAAGAUGAUUUUGUAUACUAAACAUCAAAGUACUUUUUUCUAGUUCUAUUUUUACCUUUUUGCAAAUUUAGGAACGUUAUUAAAACUUAAAUAAGCCUAAGGUCUUCAUUUGGUAUUUCAUCUUAGGCAAUAAUAUUAAAACGGCAAGAAAAAAAUUUUGUUCACUUGUAAUUUUUAAGUUUAAUUUUACCAUUCAACAUGUUUUUCUUGGUAGUUUAGUUAUUUAACACUGUCCCAAAGAGUACCCUGCACAGCUGAAACAUUUGUCCGAAGGUGUAGUGUUACUGUUCUACUACACUACACGUGUCCAACUUAAGCAUUUUGCCGUUUUAAUAUUUUUGGGAAAAUGUUCUGGGGAACUGUGUCAGAGGUAGAACUGUUACCCAUAAAGUAUAGAUAAGUUACCUGGUGUGAUUAUUGCUAUAAUGCACAGAGGUAUUGAUCGCUCGCUGUAGGUGGGCCUGUUUAAUCCUGCUGGGUACUGUGCAGAGAGCCACGAUUACAGACUCAAGAGAAGUGAUUGGUUAUCUUGCUUUGUUGGCAGAGAUUUAAAUUAACAUAAAAUGAUGAAUAAAUUAUCUUUAGACAAUAAAGAUUUUGCCUCCUUCCUUAUAAAAAUAUAAUUAUGGCAGGCCACGGUUAAUUACAUAAUAUGACCUAGCAGCGCAGAGCAAGAAAGGGCGCCUAGUACCCACUUGAACUGGGAGAAGGCAAACGGCUGUAUUUGUCCUGAUUAACCUUUGAAACAUUACAAUGACUGUCAAGAUGGCCAGUUUUGAGUAGUUUUUUGACCGUCCUUUGCGUCUACUACAGACUGUUUCUUGUUUAUACCCACUUGGAAAAUGGAUUCGAAGCAGUACAUAAGACUGAAGAAAGUGAAAGCAAAGUCCCAUGAAAGCCAAAGAUGAGUCAGACGUGUUUCGGAUAAUCGGAGCCCUCCACUAGCCCCUCACCCCUCGAGCCCCUCAGCUCUUCUUCACAGGCCCCGUAAAGCCGCUGCAGGGCCGGGAGGCCAGCCAGCCCCUUCUCCAGGCCCGGCUGCUUGUUUGGGAGCGCCUUCCACCACAAAGCUGCUAGCUGGACAUGAGCUUAGUCGUGCUUCGCAGAUCUUAGGCAAGUAUACAACAUUUGGAGGUACGCCAUGGCAGGUUUCAAACGCAAAGCAGACCCCCUCUUUUAAGGAACUUGGUUCUCCCUCAUGGACACACACCUGGGUCCCGCCGCCUCCCCGGGGCCUUGCUGCGUGUCUGGCACUGGAAUGUGCCCUCCCCAGCGAGGUGCUGGGGUUACCAGCGUUCAGGAGUCACCGUGAAUACAGGAAUCGGGGUGGUUUUAAAUGCUGCUUUAUUCUUACAAAUACUGUAAAAAUUAAUAUAAAAAAGUGAGCAUGCUCAGUCUUUUCCUCUUAUCUACAAUACAAAGGGUUCGUCUGAAAAGUCUUUUUUCUUAUAAAUGUACCUUAGCUGCAU